UUCUGGAUUUUCUGAAAAUGUUAUAUAGAGCCAGUAAAAAAAAAAGUGUGAGGUUGAACAUUUCCUGUUUCUUCUUUCAGGUAGUGAUACAGAAGGCAUGUCAGAGCUCAGAGGAUGUUCUCCCAGAGAGGCUGAAAUGAGCUGAACUUCUAUCAGAUUUUAUCGUCACGUCUAUGUGCUUCACCAGCAGCGAGAAACAACAAUGAUGCAACUCAGCAUGAAGACGUAUCUGGUUCUGCUAUUGGGAAUAUCUGUUUUGUAUGCUUUGGAGACUGACAUGAGUGCUUCCACCACAGAAACAAGCAGCAUUAACUCAACUGCUGAGCCUCACAAGCCUGCAGAGAUUAGUGUUGCUUCACAGGCAGAGAUCACUGUGCCACACACAGUAAAAACGGAAGAUGUGAUCGCCACUUACAGAAGUGACGUGGUUACAGUGAACACUGUAGCAGCGACUACAAGCAGAACAGAGCCACAGCUGCUUCACACCUCCACAGCAGUGGUAACAACUGCAGGUGCAGCAAAUCCUUCCCACAAUGCGAUGAUCUUAGAGAUGGGAAACCCUACAGAGGUUCAGAUUCAUCAACAGUCACCCACCACUCCUACUGACUUGACUGCUCCUGCAACACCUUCAGCAACAGCUUCUGAAGUUACAGUGGCCGUGUCUCCACUGCAGCCUUUGUCCACCACUAAGCCUGAAGUUACAUCAGAGUCAUCCCCCAUCACCUCUCCUGAAAAUGUUCAGACCCUCAGCGGUCCCUUGGCUUCUGCUACAACCACAGUGACAGCUGACCCCACCUCUGAGGCAGCACCUGACCCCACAAUGAGUGAAACUUUCACUACCAGCACAGAACUUUUGUCUACGUCUGAACUUGUUUCUGUGACUAAAACCCCAAUCUCCUCAUCACAGUUUCCUCACACAGCAGGGUGGAGCUCUACUGCUGAGUCCCCCACCAUGUCAUUCUCAACCGAAUCUCCCAUUUCCACCACCAAAGAAUCCACCACCAAAGCCUCCACCACAAAAGAAUCCACCACCAAUGUCUUCUCCACAACCAAAGAAUCCACCACAAAUGUCCCCACCACCAAAGUCUCCACCACAAAAGAAUCCACCACCAAUGUCUUCACCACUAAAGAAUCCACAACCAAAGAAUCCACCACAAAUGUCCCCACCACCAAAGUCUCCACCACAAAAGAAUCCACCACCAAUGUCUUCACCACCAAUAUCUCUACCAGUCCUACAGCAAUAUUGAUCCCUCGUGUACCCAAGAAGUUGCCCGUCCUGACCACCAAAUCAGCUCCGGUAACUACAACAGCCCCUCGCAAAGUCUCAAAGAGCACACCCGUUGCCGAGGUCAAACCCUGCUCCACCCGGCACCUGGCGAAGAACUGCCUCAUCGCCGUCGCCUCCCUGGCUGCAUUGGCCACCGUCUUCAUGGUCUCUACCAUCGUCCUCUGCACCAAGCUGUCAACAAGGAAGUACAAGAUUAAAAAACCUCAGCCGGCAACGGAGAUGAUGUGCAUCUCGUCCCUGCUGCCUGAGAGGAACAUCACCUACUCAAGACAACGCAAUCCAGUCACCAACGGAGUCCUGGUGAUCCACAGUGCUGCAGACAGCGAUGAAGACGGAGGGGAUAACCUCACUCUCAGCAGCUUCCUUCCAGAAAAUGACCGCUUUGUUUGAAUGGCAUCACUAUUAUUGUCAGCAGACCUGUUUGAUGUCAGCGAAGCGGAAACAGUCGCUAUUUGAAUAAACUCGUGCCUCCCAUUUGAGGUUGGUGGUUUGGCUUCGCCGCACAAUUCAUUGCUGUGGAGGAAGAGAUGUAGAUCCACAAACAAAACCAAAACAAUACUGUUCAUGUACCAUUAAUGUAUCUGGUGUUUGGUGGGAAAAGGUCAUCAAAUGUAUAUUUAAGGAAAGAGUUGAGACUUUUUUUGCAUAACUUUACACUUGCCUUCCACAAGAGUCUAAGUCAGGAUGAAGAGUGGGAUCAAAGAUUUUUUUUGGAACAUCCUGAGCUGAGCUGUGAUGGUAUUUCACUUAGCAAUGGGAGACAGGAAGGCUUGUUUUGUCAAGGGAUUAGUGUUCAUCGCAGACACAGUUCAGUUUACAAGUGGUGUCCUGGUAGCACUGAGUCUUCAUUGUAUGAACGAUGUAAUUUGAAUAAUGAUAAACUGUAUGUGACUCUGUUUAUGUGUGUUUAGAUGCAGCUUUUGUAUUGUGAUAAUUUAUUAAACUAACGUCUUAUUUAACGGUUUGGUAACUCUUUAUUUUACAGGUCUGUAGUUGCCUGAUCAUUUUUAUUUUUUACUAAUUUUAGAUGGAGACGAAGUUUAGAGACUGUUGUUGAUUUCCAGACAAAUUUCCUUAAAAUAAAUACUAGAAUAGAACAAAAAACUUAAAAUAAAUACUCAAAAAUCUGAAGAGUCUUGGUCACACUAGCUUAGCAUUUAACUGGAAUUGAUUAAUGAUUAUGAUUAUUUGACAUAACGGACCAGUAAAAGAAGGGGUUAUCAAAGUGUUUCCUUUCCUUUCUUAAAACAAAUAGCUGUUCACUUUGAGAUUCAAAAUAAGAACUAUUUAUUUAGAUGAACUUUGUGCUGCAAAUGUUCAACACAAAAGCUCAUGUGAAAAUCAGUGAAACACAAAACAGCUCUGUUUCUAUUUUGCUAAAGGUGUUCAAUGUCCUUAUGUGUCCCUAAAUGGUAAACAGUCAUAAUAAAACUGAGCACUCUGUGGACCAGUUCAGUUCCCUUAUUAAUGACAGGCUUUAUAAAAGGCUUUUUCUUCUAUGCUGGACUGGAUUUCAUACUCACUUCCCUUCCAGUGAAAAGAAAACAGAGCCCUGAAUGCUCAUCAAGGCUUUUUUUCAUUCCACGUUGAGCUAUGUGCAACUGAAAAAGACACUGGUGACUAUCAACAGAGCUGAGACAAAUGUAAACCUGGAGAAGCAGGACCUCAUUUCACUCUCCUGAUGACCAUAUAAAGCUGGACUUGUCUUGACUGAUCACAAACACUGUAGAGUUGCCAAAAAUGCAUCCAUUUGCGCAUGUACACAAUAACUUGUAGGGCUAACUCGUACGCAGUCCCACUCUCUCCCUAAAGUGGUCACACACGCUGUGUGUGAGUCUAAUUGUUUGUCCGUGGAGAAAAUUCUGCCUUCUGACUGUUUUUUUGUCUGCACAGGAAACAUUAACCUCUUCCUGCAUUAGCUGGUCACUCUUACAAGCUCUCUCCCACUCGUUUUGUCCCAGGUGGCCUUCUGUUAGUCAUCAGAGGCUGAGGUUGGCGAAAAGGAUCAGAGGCUCUAUCUGCAGUAAUCAUGGAGAAAUAUUUGAAAUGAGAACAAAUGUUGCAGACGAGGAUGUUUGAGGGUUUGUUCGUGAUGUUUUUUCUUUUGUCAUAAAGUUGUUUUUGUUCAUUCCACUGGUGUUGUCUUAGCCUUGCAUAUCCAUUUAGCCACACCGGAGAUUGGGUUAGAGGGUCCCUGCCCCCACAGCACAUUAUAAACUCCUACCUAACAAGAACAAUCUGUGAGCAGG
Molecule: messenger RNA, 3537 nt
Organism: Anoplopoma fimbria (sablefish)
Lineage: Eukaryota; Metazoa; Chordata; Actinopteri; Perciformes; Anoplopomatidae
Gene: selplg
Product: selectin P ligand
Source: RefSeq, a predicted model, not a curated record